UGCCCCCGCGCCCGGUUGCAUCGGCGUGUGAAAAGAGUGAAACAAACAGUCAAAACGUCGAACAGUAAACACUUCUUUGACAUCUCCAAAACUUCAAAAUUCAAAAUUCAACUUCUUUCUCUCUCUCUCUCUCUCUCUCUCUGCUCUUCCUCCCUCCCAUCCCACUGACUCUCCCACUGAAACUCAAAAACCCCAAAAUUCAAACAACACAAGAAAUCGUUGCUGAUCUCAAAUGGCCGCCAACUCUUCUGAUUCCUCAAUCGCUCCUCUCCCUGCCGCUCCUCUUCCACUCUCAUCCACGAAGGAGAAUCUGACCCCCAUUGGCUCCAAAAUUGCGGAAUUGAAUGAAUCGAGGUCUGAGCUGCUUGGCAGAAUUCAAGGGUUGAAGCAGGAUUUGCAAAGUUGGAGGUCAAAAUUGGACACUCAAGUUAAGGUCUACCGCGAUGAGCUUUCGGAACUUAAGAAAUCACUCAACACUGAAGUGGAUCAGCUUCGAUCCGAAUUCCAAGAACUGAGGACCACUCUUCAGCAGCAGCAAGAAGAUGUUACUACUAGUCUUAGAAACUUGGGGCUGCAGGAUGUCUCAGGAGAUAAAAAAGAAGGCCAAGAGACCCAAGAUACUGUGGUUGAAGAAAAUGGUGACAAAGAAUCAAAUGUUUCAACUAAGGAGGUUGGGACUAAAGAAGCUGAAAGCUAGAUAGGCUUUACCCUUGAGCAUGCAUGGCUUAUGUUUAUUCCUGAAGGGAAAGAAAUCUAUGGGGUUGAUAUGUUGGUUUAGUUAGAACUUGCCACAACCUUGUUGUUGUCUUGCAAUAGUGUAGAACUCUCUUUCUGAAUCAAAUUAUGUGGAAUUUUGCCCAGUAUCCUCAAUUUAAGCAGCUCUCUCUCUAUGCAGCUUUUCUUCUA
Prunus avium (sweet cherry) is the source of this 906-nucleotide messenger RNA. RefSeq names its product uveal autoantigen with coiled-coil/ankyrin. The record is from RefSeq and is a predicted model, not a curated record. Lineage: Eukaryota; Viridiplantae; Streptophyta; Magnoliopsida; Rosales; Rosaceae.